AUGCCAUCAUCUGAAAGUGGAGGCGGAACCAGCCGCCACAGCGUGUGGCGAACGUGCGGGCAAGUCUACGGCAAGCUGGCGCUGGACUCUGGCCUCCCGGGUGCAGAAGCCUUCGUUGAGGGUGGAGGCGUGCGCCGCCUGCUCUGGGCCGGUGCACUUCUGACGCUGUUGUACUACAGCACCUCCGAGACUCUCGCCAUCCUGAGCGAGUAUUUCACGUACAGCGUGGCCGUCGCGUUCGAGUACAACACCAACGAGUCCUUUGAACUACCAGACGUCACCGUGUGCAACGUCAACCCGCUGCGUAGAUCUAAAUUAUGCGCCCUCGACUCCUCGGAACGGGGGAUGAGCUCCGAGCUGGAGACACGCAUCUGCGGCAAAGGACAGGCGCUUCAAGAAGCCAAUCCAGACGACCUAAGACUGCAGCAGCAAAUAUCGGACUGGAUUGCGCACCACAAGGCGAAGAACCGUGAAUGGCUAAGAACCCUCGGUCAUCAGUUUGCCGACACCUUCGUCGACUGCACUUACCACGAACAGGGCUGCAGAGACGCGACGCUCUUCCGCAACAUCACCAACGUGCUGUACGGCAACUGCUUCUGCUUCCUCUGUGACCACGAUCAGCGUGUGGACUACAGCGCCCUGUCGUCACCAUACGAUGGGCUUGUGGUCACGCUGAAUCCGCAGCUGAACGAGUAUCUUCCCACUUCCUACCAGGCAGGCUUCAUCGCCAUGGUCCAUGCACACGGUACCAGGUUCUCGGUGUGCCAAGAUGGCGUCUACCUCUCUCCAGGCUACACUACGUACGUCGGCCUAAAUUUGUUGGCGCAGACGGGGCUGCCGGAGCCAUACGCCAAUCCCUGUCGCUCCACGUGGCCUCCCCGACUGCUGGUUCACAUGGACCGCAUGUACGGUGUCUACACACGAGAGGACUGCCUGACCUUUUGUCUCCAGGUGAAAAUCGUGGAGACGUGCGAAUGUCUCUCAGCACAGUUGCCGCAGCUUUUGACGCUGGCACAACGGUAUGGGACCUGCGUAGACAAGAAGCUGGAGUGUGCGGAACAUGUCGCCGCAAUCCAGACCAGCAUUACGCUCGAGCUGGAGUGCAAUUGCAUUCACGCCUGCAGGGACAUCAGUUAUACGCGUGAUGUGACCAUGACGGAGCUGAGAGAGGACGUUGCGGGACCGGUCAAUGAAAACGGGCCACCGGCUCGCCUUGUCCUGUACUUCAACUCACUCACCUACGAGCAUGUAAGGUCGGUGCCGAAGUACGAUGAAACCCACGUGAUGGGAAACCUGGGCGGCAUCAUCGGCAUGUACCUUGGUCUGUCCUUCUUUGUUAUCUUUCAAGUCCUGGACAUCCUAGUGGUUGGGACGCUGCGGCUGAAGAAGAUGCUACGCUGAAAUGCAUUCGAGUGCCGCCUGAUGGCGCUCCUACCUGCACGGACCCAAUCCAGG
Rhipicephalus sanguineus (brown dog tick) is the source of this 1455-nucleotide messenger RNA. Its product is annotated as acid-sensing ion channel 4. Gene Ontology annotation, cellular component: membrane. Gene Ontology annotation, biological process: sodium ion transmembrane transport. The record is from RefSeq and is a predicted model, not a curated record. Bases 1 to 1401 code for a protein of 466 amino acids. Gene Ontology annotation, molecular function: ligand-gated sodium channel activity. Lineage: Eukaryota; Metazoa; Arthropoda; Arachnida; Ixodida; Ixodidae. The transcript is spliced from 12 exons.